ACGACUGAAACCACAAUGGACGUAUACACAAUUUUGUGUUUGGUUUUUGUUGCCUUUACUCCAAGAGUGUGGACCCAGAUCGGACCUCGUGGCCAUGCUGAAGAAAGGCUCAUUCAGAAUUUGUUUGCAAAUUACAACAAGCUCUCCCGGCCUGUGAAGAACACUUCAGACACAGUGCUGGUCCACUUUGGACUCUCUAUUGCUCAGCUAAUUGAUGUGGAUGAAAAGAAUCAGAUGAUGACGACAAACGUCUGGGUUAAGCAAGAAUGGAACGAUUACAAACUCCGCUGGAACCCAGAGGAAUAUGAAAAUGUCACGUCCAUCCGAAUACCUUCUGAGAUUAUCUGGAGGCCUGAUAUUGUCCUCUACAACAAUGCGGAUGGUGACUUUGCAGUAACUCACCUCACGAAGGCACAUUUGUUUCACGAUGGCCACAUAAAGUGGACCCCUCCGGCCAUUUAUAAGUCUUCAUGCAGCAUAGACGUCACAUUUUUCCCUUUCGACCAGCAAAGCUGCAAGAUGAAGUUUGGCUCUUGGACCUAUGAUCGAGCCAAGAUUGACCUGAUUAGCAUGGCCAGUGAUGUGGACCAGAUGGACUACUGGGAGAGUGGCGAGUGGGUUAUUGUCAAUGCGGUGGGCAAGUACAACACAAAGAAGUACGAGUGUUGCACAGAGAUCUAUGCAGACAUCACUUACUACUUCAUCAUCCGAAGGCUCCCUUUGUUCUACACAAUCAACCUUAUCAUCCCGUGUCUGCUUAUCUCUUGUUUGACUGUCCUGGUAUUUUAUUUACCCUCACAGUGUGGAGAGAAGAUUACCUUAUGUAUUUCAGUUCUGCUGUCUCUGACAGUGUUUCUCCUGCUGAUCACAGAGAUUAUACCAUCUACAUCACUGGUGAUUCCACUGAUUGGUGAAUACCUGCUGUUCACAAUGGUAUUUGUCACACUUUCCAUCAUAAUUACAGUUUUUGUGCUGAAUGUACAUCACCGAUCACCAAAAACACACAGCAUGCCUCACUGGGUGCGUAGAGUGUUCUUGGACUUGGUGCCUCGAGUCCUGUUCAUGAAACGCCCGCCAGGCACAGCAAAGCAGCACUGCAAGAAGCUCAUAGAGAUGAUGCACCGUACAACCGUGAUCUCUACCACAAGCAACUCACAAGCUUUCUGGAUAGGAUUAGACACAGAGCUGAGACAGAUGACGCAGAUGGAUAAUACACACCAAAGCACUCCAUCCGACAGUCCAAGGAUCCUUGUCUGCUCAGCCUCUCCACCAACUUCCCCUUGUGAGGACAGCAGUGAAGACCAUCCACUGAAUGCCAACCUCUUCUGCAGAUCCACAUCUGGCAAAUAUUCAGUCCUGUCAGAGAAACAUCCCUUAAGUGGACACAACUCUGUGAACAUGUCCGCAUCACAGUUGUCCUUGCCUCCAAUUUUGCCAUUAGUACCACUGCAGAACCCCUCCAAAGAACGACCCAGUACGCUAGCUCUAAACGGUCGUUCCUUCAGCGCAGAGCAAAUGUUCAACCAUCAGGAGCAGCUUCCUCAGAGAUCUGAACCUAGAUGUCGCUCCCACAGUUUCCAGUACUGCUGUCUGCAUGAUGACAGCAUAAAGGGAACCCCAAAGCUGGUGAAAAAAGUACCCUCUGCGAACUCGAUAGAAACCACAACAGCAGUGUCCACCAAAGAUGCAAGCACCCAGUUAGAUCGUCCAAGCCCUACAAUUUCACCAGCUAUGCGACGAGCCAUUGAGGGAGUUCAGUACAUCGCUGAUCAUCUCAGGGCAGAGGAUGCAGACUUUUCAGUGAAAGAGGACUGGAAGUAUGUAGCGAUGGUCAUUGACAGGAUCUUCCUCUGGAUGUUUGUGCUGGUGUGCAUUCUGGGAUCUGUGGGACUCUUCCUUCCUCCUUGGUUGGCUGGAAUGAUCUAGAAGCUGUGCAUCGAGGAAUAUGAGAACUGAUAGAAAGACAGACUGUCAUAUAUUGUAAGAAAA
Messenger RNA from Nematolebias whitei (Rio pearlfish), 1989 nucleotides. RefSeq names its product neuronal acetylcholine receptor subunit alpha-2-like. The record is from RefSeq and is a predicted model, not a curated record. The coding region runs from base 16 to 1926 and encodes 636 amino acids. NCBI's taxonomy places the organism in Eukaryota, Metazoa, Chordata, Actinopteri, Cyprinodontiformes, Rivulidae. Gene Ontology annotation, biological process: nervous system process; regulation of membrane potential; chemical synaptic transmission. The transcript is spliced from 6 exons. Gene Ontology annotation, molecular function: transmembrane signaling receptor activity; acetylcholine-gated monoatomic cation-selective channel activity. Gene Ontology annotation, cellular component: neuron projection; postsynaptic membrane; synapse.